UGUGGACUGGAAGAGACAUUUGAACCCUCCACCCCCUUUGCUCCGUUUUUACCCCCUUGGUGUGUGUGAAGAGAGGAAACGUAAAGGAAGACAAACAUUUGGAUUUUGCUCCCCCCCCCUUCCCUUUUUUUCAUGGCUGUGUAGCAGAAGAAAGGGGGAAGGAAAGACUUUUUGUUGUUUCCUUGGCUGGGGUCUCUACCCUCCUGCUGCCUUCUCUGCGCUUUGGCUAUCAUUCUUGGACGCGUGCGGUGGGGGUGUCUUCGCUGGGGCCGCUCGGUCUUUUGCCCCGAGCUCCAUGGCUGGAUUGUGGAAACUGCACCGGGCUGCAGGUUGUUGACCAACUGAUGGGACGAUCUCAGGGACCGGCGGUUACGAAAGAAAUGUUUAAAUGUUCAGUAAAUCGGAGGAAAAAAACAUGGAUUUUUAGCAACUGAAGAGCAAAUUAAGGAUUCAGAUUUGGGAUAUUGGUGUUUCUGUUUUGAAGAAUAUUUCCUUUUGAGCUUUUUUUUUUUUUUUUAAUCAUCGGUCUUGGACUACAGAAGAAUCAGAAAGACACUUAUUUUGUUUCAAGUUUGGAACACUCACUCUUGAGGCACUCUCAUGCCUGAGAACAUGACCAUGUGGCCAUCACAGCUACUAGUCUUCAUGAUGCUCUUCGUACCGAUAGUUCAUGCUUUCAGCCGUGCCCCGAUUCCGAUGGCUGUGGUCCGCAGAGAGCUCUCCUGUGAGAGCUACCCCAUAGAACUCCGCUGUCCAGGAACAGAUGUCAUCAUGAUUGAAAGUGCCAACUAUGGGAGGACUGAUGACAAAAUUUGUGACUCUGACCCUGCUCAGAUGGAGAAUAUACGAUGCUAUCUGCCUGAUGCCUAUAAGAUUAUGUCUCAAAGAUGCAAUAACAGAACCCAGUGUGCAGUGGUGGCAGGUCCCGAUGUUUUUCCAGACCCAUGUCCGGGAACCUAUAAAUACCUUGAAGUGCAGUAUGAAUGUGUUCCUUACAAAGUGGAACAAAAAGUUUUUCUUUGUCCUGGACUACUAAAAGGAGUAUACCAGAGUGAACAUUUGUUUGAGUCCGACCACCAAUCUGGGGCAUGGUGCAAAGACCCUCUGCAGGCUUCUGACAAGAUUUAUUAUAUGCCCUGGACCCCCUACAGAACUGACACCCUGACUGAGUACUCAUCCAAGGAUGACUUCAUUGCUGGAAGGCCAACUACAACCUACAAGCUCCCUCACAGGGUGGAUGGCACAGGAUUUGUAGUGUAUGACGGAGCUUUGUUCUUCAAUAAAGAGCGCACCAGGAACAUAGUAAAGUUUGAUUUGCGGACUAGGAUAAAGAGUGGAGAGGCUAUCAUAGCAAAUGCCAAUUACCAUGAUACCUCCCCUUACCGUUGGGGAGGCAAAUCUGACAUAGACCUGGCAGUGGAUGAGAAUGGGCUAUGGGUAAUCUAUGCAACAGAACAAAACAAUGGUAAAAUUGUCAUUAGUCAGUUGAACCCUUACACCCUACGGAUUGAAGGGACAUGGGAUACUGCAUAUGAUAAAAGGUCAGCUUCCAACGCAUUUAUGAUAUGUGGGAUUCUGUAUGUGGUCAAAUCUGUAUAUGAGGAUGAUGACAAUGAGGCCACAGGGAAUAAGAUUGACUACAUUUACAACACCGACCAAAGUAAGGAUAGUUUGGUGGAUGUACCCUUUCCCAAUUCAUACCAGUACAUAGCAGCUGUGGAUUACAAUCCCAGGGACAACCUUCUUUAUGUAUGGAAUAACUAUCACGUCGUGAAAUAUUCUUUGGAUUUUGGACCUCUGGAUAGUAGAUCAGGACAGGCACAUCAUGGACAGGUACCAUACAUCUCUCCACCAAUUCACCUUGACUCUGAGCUAGAAAGACCCCCUGUUAGAGGACCUCUUGGCACGGGAAGCACCACCACCAGUACCACCCUUCGGACCACAACUUGGAACCCAGGCAGGAGUACCACCCCAUCGGUGUCAGGAAGAAGAAACCGGAAUACCAGCACCCCAUCUCCAGCAGCUGAGGUACUUGACGACAUUACCACACACCUUCUGUCAGGAUCGUCCCAAAUUCCAGCUCUGGAAGAGAGCUGUGAGGCUGUGGAAGCUCGAGAAAUCAUGUGGUUUAAGACCCGUCAAGGACAGAUGGCAAAGCAGCCGUGCCCUGCAGGAACUAUAGGAGUAUCAACUUACCUAUGCCUGGCUCCUGAUGGAAUCUGGGAUCCCCAAGGACCAGACCUUAGCAACUGUUCUUCUCCUUGGGUCAGCCAUAUAACACAGAAGUUGAAAUCUGGAGAGACAGCUGCCAACAUUGCUAGAGAACUGGCUGAACAGACAAGAAAUCAUUUGAAUGCUGGAGAUAUCACUUAUUCAGUCCGGGCCAUGGAUCAGCUGGUAGGCCUCCUAGAUGUACAGCUCCGGAACUUGACCCCAGGUGGAAAAGAUAGUGCUGCACGAAGUUUGAACAAGCUUCAGAAAAGAGAGCGCUCUUGCAGAGCCUAUGUCCAGGCAAUGGUCGAGACAGUUAACAACCUCCUCCAGCCACAAGCCUUGAAUGCCUGGAGAGACCUGACUACAAGUGAUCAACUACGUGCAGCCACCAUGUUGCUUGACACUGUGGAGGAAAGUGCUUUUGUGCUGGCUGAUAACCUUUUGAAGACUGACAUCGUCAGGGAGAACACAGAUAAUAUUCAAUUGGAGGUUGCAAGGCUGAGCACUGAAGGAAACUUAGAAGACCUAAAGUUUCCAGAAAACAUGGGUCAUGGAAGCACUAUCCAGCUCUCUGCAAAUACUCUAAAACAAAAUGGCCGAAAUGGAGAGAUCAGAGUGGCCUUUGUCCUCUAUAACAACUUGGGUCCUUAUUUGUCCACGGAGAAUGCCAGCAUGAAGUUGGGAACAGAGGCUAUGUCCACCAAUCAUUCUGUUAUCGUCAAUUCCCCAGUUAUUACAGCAGCAAUAAACAAAGAAUUCAGUAAUAAGGUUUAUUUGGCUGAUCCUGUGGUGUUCACUGUUAAACACAUCAAGCAGUCUGAGGAAAACUUCAAUCCUAACUGUUCAUUUUGGAGCUAUUCCAAGCGCACAAUGACAGGUUAUUGGUCAACCCAAGGCUGUCGGCUCCUGACAACAAAUAAGACACAUACUACAUGCUCUUGUAACCACCUAACCAAUUUUGCAGUACUGAUGGCACAUGUGGAAGUUAAGCACAGUGAUGCGGUCCAUGACCUUCUUCUGGAUGUGAUCACAUGGGUUGGAAUUUUGCUGUCCCUUGUUUGUCUCCUGAUUUGCAUCUUCACAUUUUGCUUUUUCCGUGGGCUCCAGAGUGACCGUAACACCAUCCAUAAGAACCUCUGCAUCAGCCUUUUUGUAGCAGAACUGCUCUUCUUGAUUGGGAUCAACCGAACAGAUCAACCAAUUGCCUGUGCUGUUUUUGCUGCUCUCUUACAUUUCUUCUUCUUGGCUGCCUUCACGUGGAUGUUCCUGGAGGGAGUGCAACUCUAUAUUAUGCUGGUGGAGGUUUUUGAGAGUGAACAUUCACGAAGGAAAUACUUUUACCUGGUCGGCUAUGGGAUGCCUGCGCUCAUUGUGGCUGUGUCAGCUGCAGUAGACUAUAGGAGUUAUGGAACAGAUAAAGUAUGUUGGCUCCGACUUGACACCUACUUCAUUUGGAGUUUUAUAGGACCAGCGACCUUGAUAAUUAUGCUUAAUGUAAUCUUCCUUGGGAUUGCUUUAUAUAAAAUGUUUCAUCACACUGCCAUUCUGAAACCUGAAUCGGGCUGUCUUGAUAAUAUCAACUAUGAGGAUAACAGACCCUUCAUCAAGUCAUGGGUUAUAGGUGCAAUAGCUCUUCUCUGCCUAUUAGGAUUGACCUGGGCCUUUGGACUCAUGUAUAUUAAUGAAAGCACAGUCAUCAUGGCGUAUCUCUUCACCAUUUUCAAUUCUCUACAGGGAAUGUUUAUAUUCAUUUUCCAUUGUGUCCUACAAAAGAAGGUACGAAAAGAGUAUGGGAAAUGUCUGCGAACACAUUGUUGUAGUGGCAAAAGUACAGAGAGCUCCAUUGGCUCAGGGAAAACAUCUGGUUCUCGAACUCCUGGGCGGUACUCCACAGGCUCACAGAGCCGAAUUCGUAGGAUGUGGAAUGACACGGUCCGAAAGCAGUCAGAGUCUUCCUUCAUUACUGGAGAUAUAAACAGUUCAGCAUCACUCAACAGAGGAGCCAUGGCUAAUCAUCUUAUAAGCAAUGCUCUGCUUCGUCCGCAUGGUACUAACAAUCCCUAUAAUACAUUGCUUGGGGAACCGGCGGUCUGUAACAACCCUUCUGUCAGCAUGUACAACGCACAAGAGGGGCUUCUGAACAAUGCCAGGGAUACAAGUGUCAUGGAUACUCUACCACUGAAUGGUAACCAUGGCAAUAGUUACAGCAUUGCCAGUGGCGAAUACUUGAGCAACUGUGUGCAAAUCAUAGACCGUGGCUAUAACCAUAACGAGACCGCCCUAGAGAAAAAGAUUCUGAAGGAACUCACUUCCAACUAUAUCCCGUCUUACCUGAAUAACCAUGAGCGCUCCAGCGAACAGAACAGGAAUCUGAUGAACAAGCUGGUGAAUAACCUGGGCAGUGGGAGUGAAGAUGAUGCCAUUGUCCUGGAUGAUGCCACCUCCUUUAACCAUGAGGAGAGUCUGGGCCUAGAACUUAUUCAUGAGGAAUCUGAUGCUCCUUUGCUGCCCCCAAGAGUUUACUCCACAGAGAACCACCAGCCACAUCAUUACACCAGAAGGCGGAUCCCCCAAGACCACAGUGAGAGCUUUUUCCCUUUGCUAACCAACGAGCACACAGAAGAUCUCCAGUCACCCCAUAGGGACUCUCUCUACACCAGCAUGCCGGCACUGGCUGGUGUGCCCGCCGCAGAGAGCGUUACCACCAGCACCCAGACCGAACCCCCACUGGCCAAAUGUGGUGAUGCCGAAGAUGUUUACUACAAAAGCAUGCCAAACCUAGGCUCCAGAAACCACAUCCAUCAGCUGCAUACCUACUACCAGCUAGGCCGCGGUAGCAGUGAUGGAUUUAUAGUUCCUCCAAACAAAGAUGGGACCCCUCCAGAGGGGAGUUCAAAAGGACCUGCUCAUUUGGUCACUAGCCUAUAGAAGAUGACAGAAAUUUAAGCCAACAAAACUGCUAACACCUGGUUGACUGUUCUGAGUUGAUAUAAGCAGUGGUAAUAAUGUGUGUACUCCUAAAUAUGCUGUUCUUAAACGACAAACACAAACUCUCAGACUUCUUUUUUCUUUUUUUUUUUUUUAAACUGGGAUUUUUUUAGGUCAGCCCAGGGGAGAAAGAUCAUUGCUGAAAUUCCCCUGUGCCAGCUUCUUUCCUGUCCUUCCCCCCUCAGAUGGAGACUUCAUUAUGUUAAUGAACGAGAUUUGAAGAAGAUGGCGCUCAUUGUGGCCUUGUUGAAUUAUGUUGUGUUUGUUCUAACAUCUCUGAUGCUCUGUUACUAUAAUUACAAGGACCUGAUUUUUUAAAAGGCCAGAACACUUGUUUGAAAAUUAGUAACAGUGCUGCAUCUAGAUUGGAGUGCUGCACAAACAUAAAAUCAAAGCAAACUAUCACAUAGUGGUUUUUAGUCGCUCACAACCUGAAUUCACCACAGCAGGAAUAGCUGAGGUGUACAAAAUAAAACAACAAAAUCGAUAAUGAAAUGGAGGGGAAUUCUAGAAUUAUAUGCUAAAUGCAUAUUUUAUGAUUUGCUGUAUUAACUGAUGAUAAAACUAAUGGCAGAAAAAAAUUUGAACAAUUCUAUGUAAUGUACAGAUACUAGCAUUGCACAUGUAGUCUGCUUUCUGUUCCUCCAGAAUUUGAGUCCUGUUAAUGUAGUGGAAAAAAAAGAAAUUUUCUUUUUCUUUCGUGCUGGUCUUGCAAGUUUGUCUACCAGUAAGAGAGCAAAGUUUCCUUCCUUUCUUCUUUUUUUCUUCAUUUUCUUUUCUUUCUUUCUUUCGUUCUUUUUUUUUUUGCCUUUUUUUUCUUUAAAAUUUCACAUGGCAAAAAAUAAAUAAAUAAAUAAAAUAAAUGAAGCUAUCACUUUAUAAGAAUCAUUUUCUAGUAAUGCAAACAAAUUAUUUUUUACAAAAAAAAUAAAAUAAAUAAAAUUAGACUUCCUUCCCUCACUAUAUAUCUUUAUUCAGUCAGAAUAUUUCCAAGAACAUUUUUGCAAUUAGAGCAGGAAGAACUUUUCUGUUUACAGUGCACAUCUGUUGUAAUGCAAAACAUAUUUGGCAAGCAGUUCAUCACUAAGAGAGUAGCUAUGAUUCUAGAAGUAAAGAGGUGUCAAUAGAACUAGUGGGGCUUCUGCAUGUGAGAAAUGGUAUCCCAUGGGUGUGAAAGUGCUGAAUGCUCAGUCUGUUCCCCAAGUGGGCACCUGCACUACCAAUUUUUAAAAGAAAUUCACUCCCUUGUAGAAAGAAUUGAAAGGUCAAUUAUUUUGAAGUGAUUCUUUUAAAAACUUCUGUUUAUUAACAGGAAAAUUUAUUUAUUUGACAGGAUUUUAAGUAAUGUAGGAAUACAAGAGGUAAAUUAGCAGCACAUAUAAUUUUUUUUAAAUUUAUGAUCCAUUUUGUAUGGUCUCAAAGUUGGAUGACCUCAUUACUAAUAUUUGUUGUAAAAGUGAAACUUGUUUGCCAACCAAUAAACAACUGA
Molecule: messenger RNA, 6691 nt
Organism: Lagenorhynchus albirostris (white-beaked dolphin)
Lineage: Eukaryota; Metazoa; Chordata; Mammalia; Artiodactyla; Delphinidae
Gene: ADGRL3
Product: adhesion G protein-coupled receptor L3
Exons: 26
Coding region: 601-5142 (1513 amino acids)
Biological process (GO): brain development; adenylate cyclase-activating G protein-coupled receptor signaling pathway; cell surface receptor signaling pathway
Cellular component (GO): cell-cell junction; axon; membrane
Molecular function (GO): carbohydrate binding; G protein-coupled receptor activity
Source: RefSeq, a predicted model, not a curated record